AAAAUAAGGCUUAACAUUUUGAACCGACAUUUCCUUCGGUUGAGACGCUGAGUACGAUCUAGUUAGUUCUCAUUCCAAAUAAUUUUGAGCUUUGGAUUUGUGGAAGAAAAUAGUAAGAGAGAGAGAGAGAGAUGUCGCUGGUAGAUUACGCCUCGUCUUCAGACGACGAGGAUGAAAAAAUUGAAGAGAAGACCGACGAAAUUAUCGAGAGAGGAGGAGAAGAGAAGAAGGCAGUUGAUUCCAGUGCUUCGAUCCCUCCAUCGGAUCGCCAGAAUCAGAAUAACAUGACUUCAUCUUCAUUGCAUCAGCCUAGCAUUGCACCCCCUGUGCCUCCCCCACAGAUGGAAAAACUCCCAGAUGCAUCGCUUCUUUUUUCGUCAUCUUUUUCGUCGAAUCCAACCAUGAUGUUUGACCACUCUUCUAGAGUUGCAGCUGCUAUUGGCGAAUCGCGUAAAAGAGAGACAAAUGGAUCCUCAUUAGUUAGUCGGCAGAGUAAACAGCCUAGGGGAUCCCUGCCCCAUUCAAGGAAUAUACCAGACACUGUGGGUAGCAAGUUAAUUCCACCACAGCUCCGUGGGAGGAGCAAUGUGGUUACUGAAGAUAUAAACAAGCUGUUUGUAAGGAAAGACGGUCAGAAUAUUUCUAGAAGAGAUUAGAUGCCAACAGGUAUAUAUGUAAGAGCACUAGUACAGGCAAAGAAGGCCUAAACGUCGUGACUGUAGGCCUGUAGGCCUAAACGUCGUCUGAUUGAGACAUAUUCCAGCUCUGAAAGCAAGUGUAUCAUUUUCAGUGAAAGGUCUGAAAAAGGCUGAGAAUUUCAAAUCAUGGAGUUUUCCUCAAAUCCAUAUAGACGGGUAUUGCUGUAAGUGGUAUCAGCUUGAUUGCCAAAAAUGAACAUGAACUGUACUCACUCGUAAAGAUAUGUACCAUCUAUCAUCUUGAAUUUGCUUAUCUUUUAAUAACCGUGGUCUGUCUAUUGUUAUCUUGGGAAUUUCUGGCAGUUUCUAUUUCAUGUUGUUAUUACAUCA
Molecule: messenger RNA, 1028 nt
Organism: Asparagus officinalis (garden asparagus)
Lineage: Eukaryota; Viridiplantae; Streptophyta; Magnoliopsida; Asparagales; Asparagaceae
Exons: 4
Coding region: 132-656 (174 amino acids)
Source: RefSeq, a predicted model, not a curated record